Oncorhynchus kisutch (coho salmon) is the source of this 5060-nucleotide messenger RNA. RefSeq names its product E3 ubiquitin-protein ligase RING2-like. Gene Ontology annotation, cellular component: ubiquitin ligase complex; PcG protein complex. NCBI's taxonomy places the organism in Eukaryota, Metazoa, Chordata, Actinopteri, Salmoniformes, Salmonidae. The transcript has 8 exons. The coding region runs from base 77 to 1111 and encodes 344 amino acids. The record is from RefSeq and is a predicted model, not a curated record. Gene Ontology annotation, molecular function: chromatin binding; ubiquitin protein ligase activity.
UACAGGGUGACGUCAGUGUUUGUGCUGCUGGCAGAAUACUCGUCUGGUUCGUCUGUAUCCACAACACGUUGGGAGUAUGACACAGACAGUGCAGACGAAUGGGGUGCAACCCCUCAGUAAGACAUGGGAACUCAGUCUGUAUGAGCUACAGAGGACUCCACAGGAGGCCAUCACAGAUGGGCUGGAGAUAGCCGUGUCUCCCAGGAGCCUCCACAGUGAGCUGAUGUGUCCCAUCUGCCUGGACAUGCUGAAGAACACCAUGACAACCAAGGAAUGUCUGCACCGCUUCUGUGCUGACUGCAUCAUCACCGCCCUCCGAUCAGGCAACAAGGAAUGCCCUACGUGCAGGAAGAAGCUGGUGUCUAAGCGGUCCCUGCGGCCGGACCCUAACUUUGAUGCCCUCAUCAGUAAGAUCUACCCCAGCAGAGAUGAGUACGAGGCCCACCAGGAGAGGGUUCUGGCCCGCAUCUCCAAACACAACAACCAGCAGGCCCUGUCCCACAGCAUCGAGGAGGGCCUCAAGAUACAAGCCAUGAACAGGCUGCAGCGAGGGAAGAAGCACCAGCUGGAGAAUGGGAGUGGGCUGGAGGACAACGGUGACUCCUCCCACUGCAGCAACGCCUCCGUCCACUCUAACCAGCAGGAGGCGGGGCCGAGCAUCAAGCGUACCAAGACGUCAGAUGACUCUGGUCUGGACAUGGACAACGCUACAGAGAACGGAGGGGGAGGGGACGUGGCCAUGGACGGAGCCAGCGAGAUAGAACUGGUGUUCUGUCCUCAUCCUACGCUCAUGGACAAGGAGGACACCGUGCAGACCAGUGUUGAGUUUGUUCCCAGGUACAUCAAGACGUCGGGUAACGCCACAGUGGACCACCUGUCUAAGUACCUGGCUGUGCGUCUGGCUCUGGAGGAACUGAGGAAGAACGGAGAGGCCAGCCCUGUCAAUGUAGACGCUGCCUCAGAGAAACAAUACACCAUUUAUAUCCCUACAGCCAACGGCCAGUUCACGGUGCUGAACGGGUCUUUCUCUCUGGAGCUUGUCAGUGAGAAGUACUGGAAGGUGAACAAACCCAUGGAACUGUACUUCGCCCCCACCAAGGAGCACAAGUAGACCGCCUGGACUACACCUGGGGGGGUAGACCGCCUGGAGUACACCUGGGGGGGUAGACCGCCUGGAGUACACCUGGGGGGUAGACCGCCUGGAGUACACCUGGGGGGUAGACCGCCUGGAGUACACCUGGGGGGGUAGACUGCCUGGAGUACACCUGGGGGGUAGACCGCCUGGAGUACACCUGGGGGGUAGACCGCCUGGAGUACACCUGGGGGGUAGACCGCCUGGAGUACACCUGGGGGGUAGACCGCCUGGAGUACACCUGGGGGGGUAGACCGCCUGGAGUACACCUGGGGGGGUAGACCGCCUGGAGUACACCUGGGGGGGUAGACUGCCUGGAGUACACCUGGGGGGGUAGACCGCCUGGAGUACACCUGGGGGGGUAGACUGCCUGGAGUACACCUGGGGGGGUAGACCGCCUGGAGUACACCUGGGGGGGUAGACCGCCUGGAGUACACCUGGGGGGGUAGACCGCCUGGAGUACACCUGGGGGGGUAGACCGCCUGGAGUACACCUGGGGGGGUAGACCGCCUGGAGUACACCUGGGGGGGUAGACCGCCUGGAGUACACCUGGGGGGGUAGACCGCCUGGAGUACACCUGGGGGGGUAGACCGCCUGGAGUACACCUGGGGGGGUAGACCGCCUGGAGUACACCACCUGGAGUACACCUGGGGGGGGUAGACCACCUGGAGUACACCUGGGGGGGGGUAGACCACCUGGGGGGGGUAGACCGCCUGGGGGGGUAGACCACCUGGAGUACACCUGGGGGGGUAGACCACCCGGAGUACACCUGGGGGGGGUAGACCACCUGGAGUACACCUGGGGCACCCUAUUUCCUAUGUAGGGCUUUGGCCAAAAGUAGUGCACUAUAUAGGAAAUAGGGUGCCCUUUAGGACACAGCCCCUGAAUGAGACCUGCCAGGAGGACGAGGUGUCUAAUGGACUCUCUCAACAGCUAUACAUCUCUCUCUACAUCUCUCUCUACAUCUCUACAUCUCUCCCUACAUCUCUACAUCUCUCUCACGCUCUCUACAUCGCUCUCUACAUCUCUCUCUCUCUACAUCUCUCCCUCUCAUCAUCUCUUUACAUCUCUAUACAUCUUCUCUCUCUACAUCCCUCUCUCUCUACAUCUCUCUCUACAUCCCUCUCUCUCUCUACAUCUCUCUCUCUACAUCUCUCUCUCUCUACAUCUCUCUCUCUCUACAUCUCUCUCUCUCUACAUCUCUCUCUCUACAUCUCUCUCUCCUCUCUACAUCUCUCUCUACAUCUCUCUCUACAUCUCUCUCUACAUCUCUCUCUACAUCUCCCUCGCUCUCUACAUCGCUCUCUACAUCGCUCUCUUACAUCUCUCUUACAUCUCUACAUCUCGCUCUCUACAUCUCGCUCUCUACAUCUCUCUACAUCUCUCUCUCUUACAUCUCUCUCUACAUCUCUCUACAUCUCUCUCUUACAUCUCUCUCACUCUCUCUACAUCGCUCUCACUCUCUCUACAUUGCUCUCACGCUCUCUACAUUGCUCUCACGCUCUCUACAUCUCUCUCUUACAUCUCUCUCUCUACAUCUCUCUCACUCUCUCUACAUCUCUCUCACUCUCUCUACAUCGCUCUCACUCUCUCUACAUUGCUCUCACUCUCUCUACAUUGCUCUCACGCUCUCUACAUCUCUCUCUACAUCUCUCUCUACACAUCUCUCUCUAUAUCUCUCUCUUUCUACAUCUCUACAUCUCUCUCUACAUCUCUCUCUCUCUCUCUCUCUCUCUACAUCUCUCUCUCUCUACAUCUCUCUCACGCUCUCCAUCUCUCUCUCUUACAUCUCUCUCUCUACAUCUCUCUCACUCUCUCUACAUCGCUCUCACUCUCUCUACAUCGCUCUCACUCUCUCUACAUUGCUCUCACUCUCUCUACAUUGCUCUCACGCUCUCUACAUCUCUCUCUACAUCUCUCUCUACACAUCUCUCUCUCUCACUCUUUCUACAUCUCUACAUCUCUCUCUCUCUCUACAUCUCUCUCUCUCUCUCUCUCUCUCUCUCUCUACAUCUCUCUCUCUACAUCUCUCUCUACAUCUCUCUCUCUCUCUACAUCUCUCUCUCUACAUCUCUCUCUCUCUCUACAUCUCUCUCUCUCUCUACAUCUCUCUCUCUCUCUACAUCUCUCUCUCUCUCUCUCUACAUUUCUCUCUCACUCUCUCUACAUCUCUCUCUCUCUCUCAUCGCUCUCACGCUCUCUACAUCGCUCUCUCUACAUAUCUCUCUCGUCAUAUCUCUCUCUCUCUACAUAUCUCUCUCGUCAUCUCUCUCUCUCUACAUAUCUUUCUCUCUCUCUCUACAUAUCUCUCUGUCUGGUGUGAAUUUGUUGGUAACAUGUUAGUAUAGGGGGUAUGUAUAAAUGUAUCUGAUAUAGUCACUAGCCAUGCAGAGCCUCUUCGUAAGCAUUACAGAGACGUCACUGCAAUUCCACUGCUGCUAGAAAUGGAUUUGUCAUGAUUCCUUACUCUACAUGUCAGAGUAUGUUCUCUCUGUCUCUACAUCGCUCUCUCCAGGGCUGUCUACCUGCUACCUGUGUUUAGGUCCUAAUACGGAGGUGGUACCUGGUAGUUUCAGGGCCUGCUACCUGCUCUCCGUGUUUAAGUCCUAAUACCGAGGUGUUACCUGGUUGCUUCAGGGCCUUCUACCUGCUCUGGAUAACUGUGGCUGCUUCAGGAUGUUGUAUGGUCUUUUUGUAUCUGGGGGACGGCGAGCUGGGUUGGGGACGGGGUGGGAGGCGUUUUGGGAUAUAUUAGCGGCGUUUCCGUACAGAGAACUAAUGUUUUUGUUGUGUUUUUAAAAACUUGUCCAGCAGAGGAGGUCAUGAAGCUGUUUUCUAUAAACCCACGAUCCUGUUGUAUUUGUUGACAUAGUGUGACUCAAAUGGCACCCUAUUUCCCUAUGUAGUGCACUACUUUUGACAAGGGCCCAUAGGGAAUAGAGUGCACUUUAGGACAGAACCAUAUUGAUGUCACUUCACCUGACUGAUCUGGGAGCCAUGACAACAUAUCAUUGGUAAAUCAUCACAGUGGAUGGAGUAAGGUCUACUGUUCAUUUCCUGUUCCCUUUGACCGAAAUGGCAAACUAGGGCUUUGAUACAUAAUAAUUAGGGUGCUCCAAUGACAAACAAACGUCUGCUAUGACACGAGGACAUUAUGUUGUAGUUAACCUGAAGAGACAGACUUCAUCUCUUUGUUAUCCUUCUCUAGUCUGCUUGGCAUUCAUUCUGUUCUCCUAGAAAACGCUUGAUGUUAACAGCAGGGUUGGGCUCAAUUCCUCUUCACUUCAAUCAGAUCAGGAAGUGGAAUAAUCUCUAAAUCUUCCAUCUCCCUUAGGCGGAUGAAUCUCUUCUGUCCUGUGUGCUGUGACUUCUUCAAGGAUCCAGUUUUUUGAAAACAAUGAACAAUUUUCUAUUCCUGAUUUGAGUUUGAAUCCACCUCCUCCUGAAUUGAUUAAGUCUAAAAUUGACCCCUAACCCUGCUUCACUGAAACAUUUAAUUAGCUCAGCGGGCUAACAGUCCAGUUCAAUACAACUAGGCUGGUUAUUCUUUCUGUAUAUUGUCCAGGACCUUUGUUCAUGCCAACAUCUCAACCACAUUUUGGGAGGAGAAUGAAUGAAUCGUUCAUUAACAGGUCAGAGGUCAUCAGCUGUAUGGAAGUAAUGUCUGUACAUAAACCAACCAGCUCCAUUCAUCACCUUCAAGCUUAGUGUGAGAUAGAAGAGGGACCCAAAUCGGGGUUUCUCCCCCCAAAAAUGUUCCAGAACGACGAUACCGUGGAAGAAAAAUGUGCAAAUGUACUUUUUAGAAGCAUGUUCAGUUUUACAGUUUUACAACAUCCUUUGUAUAAAUAUCAGUUAUUAUUGUUGAAAGUGUAAAUGGAAAUAUUUGUUUGGAAAAUAAACAAAACAAUGUGUGUUCAACAUGGAA